Molecule: messenger RNA, 2917 nt
Organism: Saccostrea cuccullata (small rock oyster)
Lineage: Eukaryota; Metazoa; Mollusca; Bivalvia; Ostreida; Ostreidae
Product: mucin-3B-like
Exons: 9
Coding region: 9-2582 (857 amino acids)
Biological process (GO): regulation of transcription by RNA polymerase II
Molecular function (GO): RNA polymerase II cis-regulatory region sequence-specific DNA binding; DNA-binding transcription factor activity, RNA polymerase II-specific
Source: RefSeq, a predicted model, not a curated record
UCACAAACAUGACGAUGGUGUCGAACGAGUGGCGAUGUCGUAUUGAAUCUGCUCGAAAAUUAAGAAAGCUAAAUGCUGACAGACAGCGAAGUAAUAAAUGGGUAUACAUUGGAGAACAUUUCCAAACUUGGAACCGGCUUCGAAAGGAUCUAGGCUUUGAUUUUCAUUACAAGUUGGCUGGGUUUCUCCUGGAGUUCUUUUUUCAUGCAAAAGAAGCCAGAACUCAACCUCCUGAGAGUAGUUCAGUGCAAACCCAAAUCCCAUGUCAGCAAGCCCAGCCUACAGAAACAGAUACCAACCCAAAGGCUGGCACCCCUUUUUCUUUUAAAGAAGUCAGCACAAGCCAGUAUCCUAGUCAGAAAACUGUGAUAAAAGUGUUUAAUUGUGUCAAAACAGAGAGCCCUGUAUACGUAGUCACUCCAAAGACUGUGCUUCCCUCCCAAAGGGAUAAUCCUCCAGCCAUUGCACAAAACACCACAUUACAGCAGAAAGCCACUUCACAGCAUACUCCUGCCAUAGCACAGAACAGCACUUUCCAGCAGAAUGCCACUUUACAGAAUACUCCUGCCACUGCACAGAACAUCACAUCCCAGCAGAAAGCCACUUCACAGAAUACUCCUGCCACUGCACAGCACAGCACUUUCCAGCAGAAAGCCACUUUACAGCAUACUCCUGCCAUUGCACAGCACAGCACUUUCCAGCAGAAAGCCACUUCACAGAAUACUCCUGCCAUUGCACAGCACAGCACGUCCCAGCAGAAAGCCACUUUACAGCAUACUGCUGCCAUUGCACAGAACACCACAUCUCAGCAGAAAGUUACUUCACAGAAUACUCCUGCCAUUGCACAGCACAGCACGUCCCAGCAAAAACAGAAAGCCACUUCACAGCAUACUCCUUCCAUUGAACAGCACAGCACAUCCCAGCAGAGAGCCACUUCACAGCAUACUUCUGCCAUUGUACAGCACAACACUUUCCAGCAGAAAGCCACUUCACAGCAUACUUCUGCCAUUGUACAGCACAGCACUUUCCAGCAGAAAGCCACUUCACAGCAUACUCCUGCCAAUGCACAGCACAGCAUGUUCCAGCAGAGAGCCACUUCACAGCAUACUUCUGCCAUUGCACAGAACACCAUGUCCCAGCAGAAAGCCACUUCACAGCAUACUCCUGCCAUUGCACAGAACACCACAUCCCAGCAGAAAGCUACUUCACAGCAUACUCCUGCCAAUGCACAGCACAGCACGUUCCAGCAGAAAGCCACUUCACAGCAUACUUCUGCCAUUGCACAGAACACCACGUCCCAGCAGAAAGCCACUUCACAGAAUACUCCUGCCACUGCACAGCACAGCACUUUCCAGCAGAAAGCCACUUUACAGCAUACUCCUGCCAUUGCACAGCACAGCACUUUCCAGCAGAAAGCCACUUCACAGAAUACUCCUGCCAUUGCACAGCACAGCACGUCCCAGCAGAAAGCCACUUUACAGCAUACUGCUGCCAUUGCACAGAACACCACAUCUCAGCAGAAAGUUACUUCACAGAAUACUCCUGCCAUUGCACAGCACAGCAUGUCCCAGCAAAAACAGAAAGCCACUUCACAGCAUACUUCUGCCAUUGCACAGAACACCACGUCCCAGCAGAAAGCCACUUCACAGCAUACUCCUGCCAUUGCACAGAACACCACAUCCCAGCAGAAAGCUACUUCACAGCAUACUCCUGCCACUGCACAGCACAGCACGUUCCAGCAGAAAGCCACUUCACAGCAUACUUCUGACAUUGCACAGAACACAGCAGCCAUUUCUAGAAGUAGUGAUCCGUGUAUUGAGGAUAGGUCUGACAUUGACUUAAAGCCACCUUAUUCUUUAUCUCAGUUAAUAUAUCAGGCCAUUAUGUCUACAGACGACCACCAAAUAACACUAAAUGGCAUAUGUGAAUAUAUAAGGAAUACUUACGCAUACUACAGAAUGACAGAUGUAAACUGGAAGAAUACAUUACGUCAUGUAUUGUAUGCUCGAAGCUGCUUUGUGAAGGUUCCAAAGGUUAAGGAUUCAUUUCAGAAAGUUUUAUUUUGGAGGCUCAAUGAAAAGCUAUCAAAUGAUCAGUUGAGAAGACUGCAAGAUACUUUUGUGCGGCGUAAAAGGUCACGUUCUACCUCUCCCAAUCACACAGAUAGGAGUUACACACUUGUUGUUAAAAAGCUAUACAGGAGAGAGAAUCCAUUUUCAAGUGAAUUAGAGCAUGCUUACAGUCAACCUGGUGCCCAUACAACAGCAGGAAAAUUGGAAGGAACUGCAGGAGAACUCAAUAUUACUUCUGGAGAAAGAGUGAACAUGGACACCGCAGAACAACAUGACCCUCAGAUUAGGGAUGGGCCACUGCGUGUGAUCAAAGUUAUAUACCCGGUUCCCAAAGAAGUACCUGUAACUGCCUUUCCUGUAACAAUAAGAAGUCUGGAUAAAGAAUCCAUGGAAGAUAAUGACCUAGCGGUUUCAGGGGGAUUAAUUAAUGUCAAUGAGAUCAAAGUAGACAUGACAGAAGUGACACAGCCAGAGGAAUGUAAAGUAGAAUUUACUGGCUCAAGUCAUUAAAUGUUGACCCUUGUUGGUUUUUCUAAGGCAUGAAAUGAACCAAAGUCAUCUUUCAAGGGUAAGAAAUCCAAUGAGACUUUCUUUACAUUGCAAAUGAUGUUCAGAUGUUAGGACGGAAUUUAAAAAUAAUCCUUUUUCCUUUUCUGAGUUGUCUUAAUUAUGUGCAAUAUGACCACAUCCAUAUUCAUGACUUAUUACCAGGUGGACUUUGGUUGAGGACCGAGAGUUCUUUAGAUGUGCCAUACAUACAAUACAUUGAUUGUAUACUGUUAUUUAUGAAGACUUUAACCUUGUUAUUGUUUUAAUCAUUUAAUCAAAGAGCUGCCUUUGAUUCA